Colius striatus (speckled mousebird) is the source of this 8547-nucleotide messenger RNA. RefSeq names its product inositol polyphosphate-4-phosphatase type II B (gene INPP4B). Lineage: Eukaryota; Metazoa; Chordata; Aves; Coliiformes; Coliidae. Gene Ontology annotation, molecular function: phosphatidylinositol-3,4-bisphosphate 4-phosphatase activity. The record is from RefSeq and is a predicted model, not a curated record. The coding region runs from base 472 to 3468 and encodes 998 amino acids. Gene Ontology annotation, cellular component: cytoplasm. The transcript has 25 exons.
UGGUAACAGGGGGAGCGGGUUGCAGUGAAGACCCUCCCCCGGCUCCUAGGUUCAGACCCACCUCCGGCCCGGCUGGGCCAAUCUGGCGCCUCUGCGAUCACUAUUUAGGGGACGGGAAUUUGAAAUGCGAGUCGGGAGGUGGAGAGUGAUACAAGAUGGAGGUCACCACGCGGACCCUUCAGCCAGAGAAGGAGGAAGGAACGAGAAGCAGUAGACCGGAGACCCCUCUGCAAGCCGUGGCGAGAAUACACGCUGUGCCCCUGAAACCUAUGGAGAUUCGUGGCAAGACUGAGAGCCACCAACAGCUCCGUGUGGGUGAGCCCGGACGGGCGGGGGACUGUGUGGGGAGAUGGCCAUGGCCCAGGCCGUGCUGGAGAGCCUGCGUGCCGCAGAGCAGCCCCACACGAGAGGCAGAGAGGAGCUGCAGCCUUUGGAAUAAGUGGGCAUCGGAGCAGCCCGUGCAAGUCUGCCAUGCUUAGUUCUAAAGCUUCUGAAGUGGUAAUCCUGGAGCGCUGCUGGGUUGUGGAGUUCAGGAUUAAAACAGAUGUUUCAAUAGUUCUCAAGUUUCAGAGCGGAGAACCGGAUCUUUACCUUGAAGCUGCAUCAAAGCCAGAUUGCGAAUCUUGGGCUGUAGCACUGGGAGAGGCAAACUCGGAAGGUUUGCGGAAUAAAAUUCAGCAACUCCGGAGGUUGAUCAUGGAAAUCAAAGAGGAGAGGUCGUCAGAUGAAGCACAGCAGUUUCUCCCUUCAUCCCACAUCGACAGUCUAGGAGAGCCACAGUUUACAAGUAUUCAGAGAAUUGCAAAUGAGCCAAAGCUGGAGUUCAGUCUUGCAUGCAAGGAUCUAGUGGCUGCUACACGUGAUCGGAAGCUGAAUACAUUUAUACAAGUCUCAGUGGUCCAUCCAGCAGAGCACAUUUUGACGAGAUAUUCAAGCACUGAAAUCGUGGAGGGCACAAGAGAUCCACUGUUUUUGACUGGUGUGACUUUCCCACCGGAAUACCCCAUCUAUGAGGAGACUAAAAUAAAACUAACAGUUUAUGAUGUCAAAGAUAAAUCUCAAGACACAGUCCGCACCACUGUCCUACCUGAUCACAAGGAGCAAAGAGCUGAUGUUGGACGAAGCUUCCUGGGCUGCACAACUUUUAGAGUAGGAGACUUGGUAAAGUCAAAGGAGCAACAGCUGACCCUUACCCUCAGGACUUCUGAUGGUGGAAAGACAGUUGGAAGCAUUGAAGUCAAUCUUGUGAAGAUGGGAGAGCUAGAUGAUGGGGAAAUGGACCACAACACAUCAGAAGCCCAGGAUCAAAAGCGUGCAUUGGUUCGUGAAUGUACAGCCACUGAAGGUAUAAGUGGUAAAGACAACUUGCCUUCAUUAAAUGCAGUGUUAAAAAACCCAAUCUGUAAGUUAUAUAGAUUCCCAACUUCUGACAACAAGUGGAUGCGGAUCCGGGAACAGAUGGCUGAGACCACCCUCUCUUUCCAUGUUCCUAAAGAACUAAUCAAUCUGCACAUAAAGGAGGAUAUGAGAAGGAAUCAGGAACUUAAAGACUUGGGAGAACUUAAUCCUCACUGGGACAAUAUGCGCAAAAGUGUUAUUGCUCAUUGUGAUCAGAUGUUGAGCAUAUACCAGGAUACUCUUGCAGAGCUUGGAAAGCAUACAGGUUCGUCUUUCAAAUCAAGCUGUAGCAAAGGAGAAAAAACAUUAGAAUUCAUUCCAAUAAAUCUUCAUCUGCAAAGAAUGCACGUGCAUAGUCCUCGAUUGAAAGAUGCUCUGUAUGAUGUCAUCACUGUGGGAGCCCCAGCAGCACAUUUCCAAGGAUUUAAGAAUGGUGGUCUCCGAAAACUACUGAGUAAAUUUGAGGCAGAAAGACGAAAUACUGGAUACCAGUGUAUUUAUUAUUCACCUGAAAACACAGCCAAGGCAAAAGAAGUUCUUAGCAACAUCAAUCAUCUACAACCUCUCAUAUCAAGCCAUGCAGACCUGCUGCUUAAUUCUGCAAGCCAGCACUCUCCAGACAGCUUGAAGAAUUCUUUAAAGAUGCUUUCAGAAAAAACAGAGUUAUUUGUUCAUGCAUUUAAGGAUCAGCUGGUCAGAAGUGCCCUUUUAGCACUAUACACAGCCCGACCUGGCUGUGUCCUCAAGACACCAGCUGUGCCUAGAAACAAUGCAGAAGAAGGAGGGGAUGUACAACAUCAGGAUCAUCCUUCUCAGAUUAAACGACAGGACUCUAUACCCCAUCAUUCUGAGUAUGAUGAGGAAGAGUGGGACAGAGUGUGGGCCAAGGUGGGAAAGAGUUUAAACUGCCUUAUUGCCAUGGUGGACAAACUGCUUGAAAAAGACAACAUCAGCAACACUGAAGAGGGUGAAAGUGACCCUUCAGCAGCAGACUGCAAGGUGUUGCAUACGGGAGGUGAUUGGUAUGAACAGCUUUAUCCCCUGGUGAUUACGCUGAAGGACUGCAUGGGAGAGGUGGUGACCAGGGCAAAGCAAUCAAUGGCAUUUGUUCUGCUCCAGGAACUUGCUUGUGGCUUGCCACAGUGUUUGAUGCUGACCUUAAGAAGAGACAUCGUCUUUAGUCAAGCACUCGCUGGAUUAGUCUGUGGGUUUAUAAUCAAAUUGCACACAGGUUUAUAUGAUCAAGGAUUUUUGCAACAGCUUCAUACUGUUGGAUUGCUUGUGCAAUAUGAAGGACUCCUUAGUACAUAUAGUGAAGAAGCAGGAAUGCUAGAAGACAUGGCUGUAGGAAUUUCAGAUUUGCAGAAAGUAAUGUUUAAAGUCAUUGAAGCCAAAUCAGAAGAUUUUUUGCCAAUUAUAACUGGAAGGCGUGAACAUUACAUUAUAGAGGUCCAGCUUCCAGCAAAGAUGUUUGAGUUGCUGCCACAAGAGAUUAAAGAAGGAAAGCUUCUUCGCAUGUAUCCAGUACUCUUUAAUAUUGGAAUCAAUGAACAGCAAACACUUGCAGAGAGAUUUGGAGAUACCACUUUGCAGGAAAAUAUUAACCAGGAAAACUUAGAACUUCUAAAAGAAUAUUACAAGCUGUUUACGGAAAAAAUGCCUCCUGAUUGUCUACCACAUUUUCAAGAACAAAAUGAUUUAAAAGGAUUGCUAGAAAAUCUCCAUCAAAACAUCCAGGCCAAAAAGAGAAAGAAUGUAGAAAUCAUGUGGCUGGCUGCAACGAUUUGCCGGAAGUUGAAUGGAGUCCGUUUCACCUGUUGCAAAAGUGCCAAAGAUCGGACAUCCAUGUCGGUGACACUGGAGCAGUGCUCCAUCUUGAGGGAUGAGCAUCAGCUUCACAAAGAUUUCUUUAUUCGGGCACUGGAUUGUAUGAGAAGAGAAGGAUGCCGCAUAGAGAAUGUACUGAAGAAUAUCAAAUGCAGAAAGUAUGCAUUCAACAUGAUACAGCUGAUGGCUUUCCCAAAGUACUACAGACCUCCAGAAGGGACAUAUGGAAAAGCUGACACCUAAGUUUAACAAAAGCGUAAUCAGGAACAUACAUCACGCUAAUUAGUGAAUAUAAAAAUCGCUGUUUAUGACUUAUUAAUUGGGAAUGUGUAACCAGUUGAGGUGUUAUUUUUUUCAGGUUUGAUCAUUUUACAUUAAAAAAACUCCAGUUAGUCGUUCUGAAAUAAAAUAUCAAGAAAAAGCAAUGGACUGAAUAUUUUUAAAACCAAAUACAUUCAACUUUUCUUUGUAAAGCUGAAGCUUAGUAUGACUCAUCAGCCAGCUGGAAUUAGUUUCUUGGGUUAUUUGAGCGAAGAUUAAAAAGGAAAAUAUUAUUUGCUGUAGAAACUGAGGUUAGCAAUCUGGAAGGUGACAUGCUGACUCCAAACCAAAACCUGAGAUUUAAGAGGUUUCUUGCAGCUGGAAAUAGUGUUUUCUGUAGCCAGUGUAGCACUGAGGUCUUAAACACUAAUGAUUAAAUACUUCACAAAAUUGUUUAUGAACCAUGCUAAUGUUAAUAUCUGGGCUAAAUAUACGUUUUGUAAUUACAUUUAUCUUCUUACGCAUGGUAACUUCAUAAUAUGUUUUUAGUAAUUACAGCCUGUAAUUUCAGUAAUUCCGUUCUGAUUCCUUGCAGUUCAUUUGGAUGUAUCACUCUUGGUUUUCUGUGCCACAGCCAAAUACUUAUUUCACUUUCACAUAAAUCACAUUUAAAUCAGGUGAAUUAAUUCUUUGAAUAAGGUGGCCUGAAUGUGACCUGUCAUGUUCCCAUUUACUGUAAACCCUUCAAAGUAAAUUUUCUUUUGUGAUAAGGAAGAUGAGUUGUACAUACAGGAGUUAAUGUAUAUUUAGGCUAUAAAAACAUGUAUGUUUUUACAGAGCCUGCAAUAAAUGUUACAGUUAUGAGGAGCCUGCUGUAUUAAGACUAGGUAGCCACUGCAGCAGAUUUAUAUUAAAUUUGCAAUGGUGCAUAUAGACCCUGUAGGAUGAAGAAGUAUCAGGUUUUGAAAUGAAUGUUAAUGUUUCUGCCAACUUGUGUUAGUCCUGAAAUUUGUCUUGGAAACAUUUGUGUUUUCUAAUUGUACCUAUUUAUUGCUGCCUUCUGCCUCCUAGAGAGAACUACAAUUCACUGGUUACAGACCUUUAUGUAAUGCAUUCAAUUUGAGAAAAAAAUAUCUAGAGCAGAAGUGUGAGAAUUUUAUCCUAGUAAAACUGUACUGGGAAUUUGAGCAUCUGUAGGAAAUUGUAAUUGCCAUGGAUAAAGAAGUUCAUGUUUGCUUGGUCCUAUGGAAGUCAAAGAAAUCUUUCUACACAGUGAGUGAUACAAAAAUUGUUCUUUUAAUCCAUUAAUGCCCAUUACUGCGUAUAAAUCUGUAACUCUGCUAGUAAAAAUACAUAUGUAAGAGCCUGAUUCUGCAAAUACUAAUUGAGGGGUUAUACGGAAAUGAUCUGUCAUGUGAAUAAAAUUAAACCUGUCUUGUAUAUUUGCAAGAUUAGGCUUUGAGGCUUUGAGGAAGGGAUCAUUGUUUGCUUCAGUAAAGCAAGGAAUUUACCUAUAUAGUGAAUUUACCUAACUAGUGGGAACUUUUUUUUUUUCAAAGUAAAGGAGGUCAUUUACAUAGUGUUUUGGUGCAUUUGUUGUUUAGUUCUAAUAUGUAAUAUACAAUCAUGAAUGACUUCUUUCUUCAUCUGUAAUGUAUUACUUGAAGAAUAGAUGUCAGAGAAGUUAGGAUUGCAUCAUAGAUAAGCUCAGGCAUAUGAGAAUGUAAUGCCUUAUUUUUUUCCUGUCCUGUACCAGUAGAUGUGGGCACUACUCACUGGGUAGGUAGAAGUGCAUAAAUUUGUGUUUGGGUAUUUAACAUAAAUUUAUGUAACAUAAAUCUUCCUAGAAAAGUAAUGUUUUAUUCUGUCAGCCCUCGCUAUCUGCCAUGUUUAUUAUUAGCUCGGAAUAACCUACAUGUACUGUUUAGAAAUAGCAAUAAAUUCCUCCUGCAUCUCUGGAGUAAUCCCACAGAUGUACAACAGACAAUGCUGACCUUCCUGCAGCCAUUCUGAAACAAUUUUAAAAGUCUGUAUGGGAAUGUUAUUCACUGGUGGGGACUACAGGUUGCAACAGUUCUUUAUUUUAGUCCCAUGGGCAUUCUGUCAAGUUGAAAAUAUGAAAUUCUGUAGAUUUUCUUUUCAGGAAAAUAGUCUUUCAAGAACUCACCUCAGCAUUUUAAUCCCACUUGGGUUCUAAAUUGACAUCCUCACUAUCACGUUACUUUUAUAUAGGAGAUGUUUACCACAUUGAAGCCACAUUUUUGGAGGAAAAAAAAAAUGGCAGGGGAUUACUGCCCUUUUUAACAGCAACGCCCAUUAUGUUCUUGUGAAAUUAAAUAAUCUGGUUUUCAUUAAAGAUAAAUAAAAAACAAAACAAAACAAAACAACCCCCAUCAAUGUACUGCAGAGAAACUUCAUUCGCUUUGGGCCAUUGCAGAAAAGCAGGCUUAGGUUUUUGUGCUAAAUAAGGCUGAACUUUUUCAAGGCAGUAUUUUUAUUGGAAUAUGUAGGUCACCAGUCUCUUGUAAUGCCUAUUGACAUGUUUCCAAGUCUCCUAGAAGAGCCUUGUUGCUUCUGUACUGAAACAAGUUCAAAUGUUUCCUGAUUUGGUCAUUGCCUGUGGUGGUUUACUGCAGUAGUAGUCUACACAGACAAGGGACGGGCCAUCAAAUCUGAGGUGUCAACUGAGCGUGGAUCCAAAACUAGUGGGUUUUAUGGUUCACCUCUUAUGAAAAAACAAAGAGGUUUUUGCUGCAGGUAGAUAGUUACAUUGCUUGGAAGCAAUGCAGAAGCUGCUUCAAGCCCUGAGCAUUGUUUGAUGCCUAGCAGAGCUAAAUCGUCUCUGAGGUCUUACACAUAUCCUUGUAAUUCACUGUCAGUAGCAGAGGAACAAAAUCAAGCAAAUUAAUUUGGAUAAAGCUACACCAUUUGUUCUGCAAAAUGUUAAGGGAAGCAUACUGAUUUUGGUGGUGGAUUCACAGAAAAUGUUCCAUAUCUGCUCUAUCAAAACUUUUGUAAGGUAUAAAAUAAUCUGUUUUGAGGAGAAGGCAGUUCUCAAGGGCUAGAAGAGGAACAUUCAAAAUGACACCUGGCACCUCAAGCCAAAUCAUGUCGUACACACAGAAGGUAUUAUUUGUAGAAAUGAGGUCAUUAGGAUCUGCCUUGAGGAAUCCUGAAGUAAGGGUUUCUAGCUUUAAAUAUUUCUGUAACGCAUUACAUGCUUAUCUGAGGGUUUUAUACCACAGACUAGUGUUUAAAUAGAGAGGUAGUAUAAAAUGCCUAAAAAAGUAAGCAAAUGGAAGUUAAAGUAAUUUUUUCUUGGAGAUAAUUGCAAUACUGUUAAAAUGCAUAACAUGCAUAGACCUCACACUAUUAAGCAGGUAGGGUUUUUUUUUUUUUCCUGAAAACUACUUUUGGGGAAUUUAAACCAUAUUCUUGUUAGUGUUUAUACUUUGGCUUUUAUGGAUGAAUUAGGAAGCAGAAAUUAUGUUAUCUGGGUUUUGUCUGUGAAGUAGUGUAUUUUGAUGGAAUACAAACAGUGUGUGUGCUAUAAAGAAGACAUCAUUUAGGAGGACAGCUGAAAGAAAAUAUUAACUGACAAAGAGCCAUAAUGAAGUCUUUUGCACUGUUAAUUUUUGUACAGUCUGAAUUUUGGCAUUACAUAAUUGAAAUAAGGAAAUUAACAAACACUUUCUGCAUUUAAAUUGAUCAGUCCUGGUGAAAAUUCACUUAUUUGCAGUGAAAUAAAUUGUAAUGGUAUUCUAAAUCAUCACUAGUAAUAUAGGUGUAAAGAAGUGCAACAUAUCAUUUUGAAGCCCACUGCAUAAUAUGCCUAUUAAGAGCUUCAGCAAAAUAAGCUGAUUUUUAUUUCUAGUUUAAACACAAGUUCCAGGAAAUCCUAUGGUCUGCUUAUAAAAAGCAUAAAAUGCACUGAACAUUAACUCGUCUAAUAAAGAAAGAAAUAGCAUUAAAAACCAUGCAGCAAAAUUACUUAUGUCAAUUAAUGUAUAUAAUCAGUUAACAGUCUUAGACAUAUAUUCUAAACUUGGCUAUAUUGUAAACCUGAAACCAUUGGUAUCUAUAUUUAUGUUGAGGUUUUUUAUUGUAAAGAAGCAUGCUGUAUAGGCAAUGCCAUGAGACAUGAAUUUGCGUCUUUUCAGUUAUUUGUAGCUUAGAAGCAGAUUUUUACAGUUGAAGUGCUUUAAAAUAAUUUACUGUUUUUCAAAACACAAACUUACCAUGUAAAUUUCAUGUUUAAAAAACAAUAACACACAAAUGCUUUUUUCCAAAGCAAAAAUUCUGAGUUUAAUACAUUGCUUUUUUCCUUAGUCAUGCAGCACAUCGACUGUUGUCUUGCCAGAGCAUUCAGCUUACACUCUGCAGCACUCAGACAUUUAUUUGCUUCCUCUCAUAACAUCUGCUGAAUAAGUAAUAUAACAACAGUGAAUUUCAGCAUGAUACUCAUGAUCCAAGAUUAAAAACUUGUAUUUGCUCAACUAAAUGUGGAACUUAAUACUUCAGAAUAAAAAUGGAGGACACAUGUUAACCAAUGUAUCUGUAUUCCAAAGAGCUGAAACAUAAAGCAUGGGGUGUGCAUGCUGGUGGGCAAAAAGAGUUCUGGUAGCAAUGAGAUCUGGGAAUCUAUGGGGUUUGCAGUGGUGGGAUUUGGACCAUAAUGCUCUUUUGUAUAUCUCAGUUGGAAGUAGUGUUUUGUAUUCUUGCCAUGCAUACAAAGUGUUAUAAAAGUUUUCAGCACUUCAGUUUUGUAUUUGAAUGGUUUACCUUGGAAAUUUCUAAAAUCCCCAAUUACUCUGGUACUUGUGUUAAUUUUGUGUAGCUGUUCCUUGUAACGCUUCUGUCUCACAUUCUGGAGCACAUGGUGUAUAAGUAGCAUUAGCAGUCCAUAGUGUGUGUUCAUUCAGAGAAAUUAAGCACAACUAUAGCAAUUCAACUUUUUAGGUUUCGGGAUUUAGCAUUUUUGUUUCAUUGCUGUCUGUAAGCCACGUCCAUUGUACACUGUGUGUAUAUUUUUAUUUAAAUAAAUGUGAUGUUUAUUUUUUA